AUGCCUCCCUCGUCGAUGCACGCCAAACGCCGCCUCCAGGCCAUCAGUCAACAGCUGGUGGAGGGAAUCCCCGAUGCAGGCAAGUUCGAGGACAUUCCCAAGAUCCGCCGGGUUGCCGGGGACUCUGCUGGCCCGUACGUACCCUCGGUCACUCGCGCCAACUCUCCCAACGGUAUUGGCCGCGCCAGCGCGCACCAAUACGCUCACAACGGCGCCAAAGCCGUCUACAUCUGCGACUACAACGACUCGCAUCUGGCGACACAUAAGCGCGAGAUGGAGCAGCUCUAUCCGGGCGUGGACAUCCACACGCGGCAGUUCGAUGCGGCCGACGAACAGGCCGUCAAGGCCGUCGUCGACGACGCCAUCCAGCGCUACGGCCGUCUGGACAUCUACUUCGCCAACGCGGGCGUCACCGGGCCCGGUAAGCUCUUCUCAGAGCUGACGGCGGAGGAAUUCGACCGGACGAUGCACACCAACAGCACCAGCUGCUUCCUGGCGGCCAAGUACGCCUCGAUUGCCAUGUCAAAGACCUCCGAGGCGAAGCCGUACCCCUCGGGAUCGAUCAUCUGCACGGCGUCAGUGGCGGGGCUGCGCUCCAACGCCGGGUCGACCGAUUACUCCGCGUCCAAGGCGGCCGUGGUCUCGAUUGCGCAGAGUUGCGCCUUCCAGCUGGCCGGAACCGGCAUCCGGGUCAACGCGAUCUGCCCUGGUGUGAUUGAGACGGGUAUGACGCAGCCGAUGUACGACGCCGCCCGGGCCCGCGGCACUCUCAACAAGAUCGGCCAGUUGAAUCCCCUCCAGCGAGGCGCGGUCCCGGACGAGGUCGCCCGGGUGGCGCUCUUCCUGGGAAGUGACGAAAGCAGUUAUGUCAACGGACAGGCAUGGGCUGUGUGUGGCGGAUUGAGUGCAGGACACCCAUUUGUGCCGGGCAAGAUGUCAUGA
Messenger RNA from Aspergillus terreus NIH2624, 942 nucleotides. Its product is annotated as SDR family NAD(P)-dependent oxidoreductase. The record is from RefSeq and is a predicted model, not a curated record. NCBI's taxonomy places the organism in Eukaryota, Fungi, Ascomycota, Eurotiomycetes, Eurotiales, Aspergillaceae. The transcript has 3 exons. Bases 1 to 942 code for a protein of 313 amino acids.